Etheostoma spectabile (orangethroat darter) is the source of this 1460-nucleotide messenger RNA. It is a transcript of the gene tnni4b.3, whose product is annotated as troponin I4b, tandem duplicate 3. The transcript is spliced from 8 exons. NCBI's taxonomy places the organism in Eukaryota, Metazoa, Chordata, Actinopteri, Perciformes, Percidae. The record is from RefSeq and is a predicted model, not a curated record. Gene Ontology annotation, biological process: skeletal muscle contraction; cardiac muscle contraction. Gene Ontology annotation, cellular component: troponin complex. The coding region runs from base 187 to 732 and encodes 181 amino acids.
CUGGAUAUGAGAGACGCAGUGCAAGAAUGGUGAGGACAGAGGGUCUAUUUUAGUGAGCCACUCACAUGAGCUCUGGAAUCUAUAUAUCUACCCUGAUUCUCCCCGUCUCGUCUCAGAAAAAGACGCCCGUGAGUAUUUGUCACCAUAAGAUAGAUUUAACAGGGGGCAACACAUACAACUGCAACCAUGUCUGAAGGGUCUUCGAAACCAAAGCCAAAGAUCACUGCAUCGCGCAGACUGUUCCUGAAGACCAAACUGCUAAAGAAGGCCAUGACUAUGCUGGACAAUGACAAGCAGUUCAGAAAAGAUGAACGAGAGAGAACCCUCUCUGAGAGAGUCCCAAAACUGCAAAUGUCAGGCCUGUCUUUGCAAGAACUACAGAAUCUUUGCAAAGAGCUACACCAGAAAAUUGAUGUGGUUGAUGAAGAGCGGUACGACAUUGAUUCUAAAGUGACAAAAAAUAGUCGGGAGAUACAAGACCUGUCUCAGAAGAUCUUUGAGUUGAAGGGCAAGAUGAAGAGACCGGCCCUGAAGAGGGUGAGGGUGUCUGCUGACGCCAUGCUGGGAGCUCUGCUGGGCUCUAGGGUCAAAGAGUCUGUGGACUUCAAGGCCAACCUCAAGACUGUGAAGAAAGAGGAGGAGAAGAAAGAGGAAGUGACUGACUGGCGUAAGAACGUGGACGCCAUGUCUGGUAUGGAGGGCAGAAAGAAGCUGUUUAAUGCUGGGCAGUAGAGUUUAGGUUGAAUUACUCUGUAAAGAUUUGCUGCUCUAUAAAACAGGUGGAAACAGUGGAUCAUAAGACUGUUUUUCACUCUAUAAUGACGGUGAAGACCAGGUUAACAAGUAGCUUGUGAAAAUGAGAAAAAGGUAAGGUGUUUACCUUUAUGAUAAUUCAUAUAAUACAUAUAUUUUUUUACAUAGUGUCUGAUGGACUAUGGUAAAAUAUAAGUAUAUAUAAUAUCACUGUGUUGGUUUUGUAGUAUUAGCUUCCUUAUGAAUUAAUGAACACAAUACCACUUUUGGCUCACGUCUAGUAAUGUUAUGAUGUUACUUUUUGACCUCUGCUAUAUAGCUACAAUAACAGGCAAGGCUCAAAGAAAAGGCAGAUUUGUCUACAAUUAUCAUUUCAUCGAUUUCAUCAACCAUCAAUUAACAUUUGUGCAAUUUAUACUUUGCCUGUAUUGACAACAAAAGUAUCUUUUGAUGCAUGGCCUACAUUAAGAUGACAACAUAGACUAUGAACAUUUCUGUGUAUCUUUGUGCUAUCCAAAGAAAAACAAUGUUUCUGUUAGAUUGAAAGAAUACACAUUCCAGGGGGAGCUAAACUUGGCAGUCACUUGUUCAUGGAGACAAAUAAAGUUAGCAUCCUGGAAAAUGAAUGUGGCAUUAAAGUAAGACAUUAUGAUGAGAAGCAGUGUUAUAAAUUGUGCAUCAAAUAAUAAAAUGUUAAUGAUAUUGCU